CUGAUCAAGUCCAUCAACAUUAUUUUGCCAAGAAUCUUUCAGGAGGUGCUUUCUUUUCAUUUAUUUGCAUUAAUGCACAACAAUCUGACCUUGUUCAGUCUUUUCAGCAUGUAUAAUCCUUCACAUCAAAGUAUGUCUUUCAUAAUAUUAAUAAUCUGGGUGAAUUCAUCAGCAUACAGUCAUCUGUACAGUCUCAGGCGUUAAACAAUGGUUGGGCUGUGGAAAGGGUGGAGACGAGGAAAACUAACAAUCAUCUCUUCCACCCACACCUAAAACACCAGCAGCAAACGUGUGCGAGAUCUGACUGUGAGUGUCAAAAUGCAACUGAAAGAAAACAGACGACGCUUGUGCAUCACUGUCAUCACUGUUAAACAUGAUAAGAUCUGCAAACUCUUCAACUAUGUUUGUAAUUCAAGUAAAAUAAAUAACACAUUGUAAAUGACCAUUAAAUUCCCAAUCUCUGAAGUAGGCCGUCAUCUUUACCUCCAACCAUAGAGGGCAGUGUUGCCAUAGAAUACCUGAGAAAGGCUUUCACAAGAAAGGACUUUAUUAUUGAAAAUGUUACUUAAAAAAAAAAAAAAAAAAAACCUUUUGUUUGUUUUGGUUGACUAAUAAUUCUCGCUGCAUACUUAAUGUGGACAUUGUAUUCUUAUUUGUUUUACAAGAGUGUUUACAUUUUUACCACACAUGCCUUUAUUUUGAAGUCUGGAAAAGGAAGUGCAGCGGCACCCUGUGUGUUCAUUGGCGCACUUUUUACGUGAAACAUCAUUCUGAUUUAAUGUUACCAGAGAAAGGAUGAACUUUUGGGUACACACUGUACAAAUGUUUGUUUAAAAAGGUUUCUUUCUACAUCUUAGCUCCUGGCUGAAGGGCACAAGCUCUUACGGUGUUUUUGGAAAUUAAAUUCUUUACAAACAUCAGUUCCUGAGAGUAAAUUGCAUGCUUGGAUGCUUCUGAAAAUAAAGACCCUGACCAGCAAGUGGAGGCCCCUUAUAAUGGAACGGAAGAGGAGGAGCUUCACCGUUCUGGUCGACAACGCAACCCCACAGAAGAUGCGUGCAUAUAAAAAGGAGGAGGCUCUGAAAAAGGAGAAAAGGUUGAUUCAUUUGUAUGAACAAUGGAAGGACCUGGCUCGCAACACAAGGGAAGAGCUAAAAACAGACAUUAGUGAGAGUCAACUUGUAGCGCUGAUUAACACACUUGAGAAGGGAAGGGAUGAUGUCAUGCACGUCUACCUGGAAAUCAGAGAUUACAUUGCUCCAUCCAGUGACACUAGACGCAGAAUCGAUACUUGUGAAGCUGUGACAAAAGAUAUUUCAAAAAUAAUUUUUGAAAGAAUGGCAUGCCUUGAGGACUUUGACAGAGAAAAUGUAAAACACAGCCUGCGUGAGUUACUUCAUCACAAUUAUGCUCGCUCUGUCUAUGGAUCCACAGUCUCACGCCCCACAUCAUCAAGGUCCACAGUUAUGUCCAUUGCAGCCAAGCAUGCAGAUGCAGCAGCGGAUUUAGCAGCCAAAGAAGCAGAAUACUCAGUCAUACAAGAGAUCGAAGCUCGAAAGUGUGAACUGGAAAAACUAAAGGCAGAGAAGGAUCUAAAGGCAGCUAGAGCCAGACUGCAGGCCUAUGAUCAAGAAAUGGCACAGGAAGUCAGCAUUCUUUCUUCACACUCUCAUACAAGGGAACAGCAGGAUGUAAGUGUAGCGGUGCAGCAGCAUGUGGUUCCAUUUCCCAUCCAAUGUCCUACCAACAUCACAGCAACACUACCGCCUCCAAAAUCUCAUAUAUCUUAUCUUGCUCAAGCUGUCCAAAAUAGCAUAGCCCUGAACAGGCUGCCUACAACAGAACCAUCUGUGUUCAGUGGCGAUCCUAUCCAGUUCAUUGAGUGGAAGGCUGCCUUUGUGUCGCUCAUUGAUGGAAAGGCCAUUUCUUCUGCUGACAAGCUGCACUAUUUAAAAAGGUAUGUUGGUGGGCCAGCUCGUAAGUCUCUUGAUGGCAUCUUCAGAAAUGAUGAUGAGGCUUAUAAUGAUGCAUGGAACAAGUUGAACCAACGGUAUGGGCAGCCAUCAAACAGCUACGGAAAAUAAACAAAAUGAUGAAAACGAACAAAGGCCCACUAAGGGAAAUUAUAAUAUGCGUCUCUUCUGCAAAGACAGCAAGCAUAAGAUUCACAGCUGUCCUAAAUUUGUGGCAAAGUCAUUAGAAGAGAAACGGAAAUAUGUGAAGGAGAACAAACUCUGCUAUGGUUGCAUGAAACCAGGCCACAGCGCAAAAGACUGCCGUCACCGUCUAUCCUGUGACACCUGUAGAGGUAGACAUCCAACGUGUCUACAUGAUGAAAACUACACAAAGAAAGUCAACUCUGCACCAGCCUCAAACCAAGGUGACACAGAGACGGCUACUAGUACGUCUCACAAAGUAGAGAAUGAUGAGCCAUCCACCAAUACUUCAAUGAUAGUGCCAGUGUGGGUAUCAACCGAGAGGAAUCCAGCCUCUGAAAAACUUGUUUAUGCUCUGCUUGACACCCAGAGUGAUACUGUGUUUGUCGACCGAGAGCUGAGCAACAAGCUGCAAGCUGACUCCUGUCCUGUGAGACUGAAGUUGACAACCAUGACAGCAAAAGAUGUUGUCAUGCCGAGUGAAAGGGUGUCCGGUCUCAAAGUAAGAGGCUUCAGCUCCCCUGUCGUCCUCAACCUUCCCCCUGCCUACACUAAGGACUCCAUUCCAGUGAACCGUACUCACAUCCCUACUUGUGACACAGCACGACACUGGAAGCAUCUCUCUACAAUAGUGGACAAAAUUCCACCUCUGCAGGAUUGUGAGGUUGGUCUCCUGGUAGGCUACAGCUGUCCAAAGGCUUUGGCACCAAAACAGGUGAUUUUAGGAGGAGACGAUGAACCUUAUGCAGUCCAUACAGACCUUGGAUGGAGUAUUGUUGGUCGCCUGUCUUCACACCAUGAAUCACAAUGCUUCAACACCAUCUGUCAUAGAGUCAGCAUCAAAGAGCUUCCCCCAGUGACUCCAGCAGAUGUUAUUAAGGUUUUGGAGUCUGACUUCAAAGAUGCUGGUGAAGAUAAUAAAACUGUGUCGCAGGAUGACAUCCUCUUCUUGACCAAACUGCAGCAAGGCAUAAGGAAGAAAGACCACAGGCAUUACGAGAUGCCUCUCCCAUUCAAAGAGAGACCUCACUUGCUUAACAAUAAGCAGCUUGCCAUUGUAAGGCUCAAUCAUCUUAAAAGGAAAUUGCUGAAAGAUGAAAGGUACAAGGAACACUAUGUUAGGUUUAUGGAAGAGGUCAUUGAGAAAGGUGAUGCGGAAGAAGUGCAUGAUGAAGGAAAGGAUGGAGAGAAGUGGUACAUCCCUCAUCAUGGGGUGUAUCACCCUAAAAAGCCAGACAAGCUCCGUGUUGUCUUUGACUGCUCCGCCAAGUACCAGGGAACCAACCUCAAUGACUAUUUGCUCCAAGGCCCAGAUUUAAUGAAUAAGCUGACUGGUAUUCUUGUAAGAUUCAGACAACAUCCCGUUGCCCUUAUGUGCGAUGUUGAAAAGAUGUUUCACCAAUUUCAUGUGGAAGAAGCAGAUCGAAACUACCUCCGUUUUCUCUGGUGGAAAAACGGAGACUUAACUUUACACCCACAAGAAUACCGCAUGAAGGUCCAUCUUUUUGCUGCUACCUCAUCACCUGGAUGCGCCAACUAUGGUCUGAAACAUCUCGCUAAGGAGAAUGAGUGUACAUAUCCUCUUGGCUCAAAAUUCAUCACAACAGACUUUUAUGUAGAUGACGGUGUCACCAGUGUAGCCAGCGCAGAAGAAGCUGUCCAGGUAGCUAGAGAAGCUCGUCAACUGUGUGCUUCAGGUGGUCUUAGAUUGCACAAAUUUAUUUCAAAUGACAGAGUUGUCCUGGAUAGCAUUCCAAUUUCUGAACGAGCCAUUGAAGUAAAGGCUCUUGACCUCAGCUUCGAUGACACCCCUUUAGAGAGAGCUUUAGGGAUCCACUGGCACAUUGAUUCUGACAGAUUCAGAUUCUCUGUUGGCCUCAAAGACCAGCCAGCAACACGCCGUGGCAUACUAUCCACAGUUGCAUCACUGUAUGAUCCGCUGGGCUUUAUUGUUCCUUUUGUGCUCAGUGGAAAAUUAGUGCUUCAGGAAAUGUGCAGAAACGGAACAGGCUGGGACAACCCUCUUCCUAAAGAAUUGCAGCCAAGGUGGGAGCAUUGGAAAGCUGAUCUUAUGAACUUGGAAAGGAUCAAUAUACCCCGCUGUUAUGUACCUGCAAACUUCGGAAAGGUCAUAAAAAGAGAACUUCAUCACUUCUCUGAUGCGAGCAACAGCGGAUAUGGCCAGUGUUCCUAUUUAAGAGUCACAAACGAAGAAGGUAACAUCCAUUGUGCCCUGGUCAUAGGUAAAUCCAGAGUUGCUCCCAUUAAGGUCCAGACUAUUCCCAGGCUCGAACUGACCGCUGCUGUCAUCUCAGUUGCCAUGAGCAAUAUGCUUAAACAGGAGCUGGAAUAUGCAGAGAUAGAAGAGCACUUCUGGACCGACUCCCAAGUAGUUUUGGGGUACAUUAACAACAAAGCACGCCGCUUUCACACGUUCGUGGCAUACAGAGUGCAGAAGAUACAUCUCAGCACUACUCCUCAACAGUGGAGAUAUGUUCACACUAACGAGAACCCUGCGGACCAUGCGUCAAGGGGUUUAAACGCUGGUGAGAUUCUUACAUCCAUUUGGUUGACAGGGCCAAAAUUCUUAUGGAAGAAGGAUAUACCUCCUGUUGCAGAUAUUGACACAGCACUAACGAUUGGAGAUCCUGAAGUGAGACAGGCUCAGACUCUGAGUGCAGAAACAACAGAGGUCACCCUCUCAGACCGCUUGUCAAAGCUGUCUUCAUUGUCUAGAGCUGUCCAAGCUGUGGCUCACCUCAUUCGCCGAGCCAAAGGAGUUAAGUCCAUCGGUCACAGUACGGUAGCUGAACAAGAAGAUGCCAAACGCAUCAUCAUUAAAGACUUACAAAGAAACACCUAUCCAGGGGAUAUCAAGUUAUUGAGCAAGGGGGCCCAGCUGUCACCUAGCAGCAAGCUGUAUCAUCUUGAUGCCUUCCUAGAUCAAGAAGGAAUACUCAAGGUGGGAGGAAGGCUUUGCGAUGCACCCCUACCCAGCUCAGUCAAACACCCAGUGAUCAUUCCUAAAGAUCACCAUAUAACAAAGAUGAUCAUCUCUCAAUGUCAUGAGAAUGUCAAGCACCAAGGUAAGGGCCUUACAAUUAAUGAGAUCAGAUCACAAGGCUACUGGAUUCCAGGAAUGAGCAGAGCAGUAGCAUCCCAUGUGCAUCACUGUGUGACAUGUCGGAAGCUCAGGAGCCCACCGAAGAACAAAGAAUGGCCGACCUCCCUUCGGAGCGUACAAAUCCAUCUCCACCCUUCACAUACUGUGGUAUGGACUGCUUUGGUCCCUUUGUCACUAAACAGGGUCGGAAGGAACAUAAAAGGUACGGCCUCCUCUUCACAUGUUUCAGCUCCAGAGCUAUCCAUAUUGAAAUGCUAAAUGACAUGUCUACAGAUGCCUUCAUCAAUGGCCUGCGCUGUUUCAUUGCAUUACGGGGAGCAGUGCGCCAAAUCAAAUGUGACCAAGGCACCAACUUUGUAGGAGCCAAGAAUGAGCUGAAAAAUGCUCUCAAGGGGAUUGACGCCGAUCGUCUGACAGUGUUCUUAGCUGAGAAGCAGUGCGACUUUGUCCUAAAUGCGCCCCAUUCAAGUCAUGCAGGGGGGGUAUGGGAGAGAAAAAUCAGAACAGUGAGAAAUGUUCUUCGCUCAACUCUCUCACUGUCUUCUGACAGACUGGACGAUGCAUCGCUGCGAACAUUAUUUUACGAAGCUAUGGCGAUCGUAAACAGUAGACCACUAACAGUUGACAACCUAAACGACCCCAACAGCCUUGCACCUCUCACCCCUAAUAACCUGCUUACUAUGAAGUCCGUUCCAGCAUUACCACCACCAGGCAGAUUCAUCAGAGAAGACAUCUAUGCAAGAAAAAGGUGGCGCCAUGUUCAGUACCUCGCAGAGCAGUUUUGAAGCCGCUGGCGUAGGGAGUAUCUUUCCAACAUUGCCACCAGGCAGCGCUGGCACAGAGCAAAGAGAAACCUGCAAGUAGGAGAUAUUGUCAUGGAAAAGGCUGAUGGUCUGCCUAGAAAUGAGUGGCGGCUGUCCAGAGUUACAGAGACUACUACAGAUAAAGAUGGGCUUGUGAGAAGAGUCAAGGUAUGCCUUGGUGACCGGAAUCUGGAGAAGGAUGGUCGUCGUCUCAACAAGCUGUCUGUCAUUGAACGCCCAGUCCAGAAGCUGAUCCUGUUGCUAGAGACCAUCUAGCUGCUUCCAAGAGCAACCAAGUGUAUCCUUUUCAUUAUAUUACUUAAAUUCUAGCGUUCAAUCUUCAUAGUAUGGACACCUUUCGUCCGUUUCUGAGUUAAAGGUCAUUUUUUUAUUUGAAAAUCAUUUGUAAUUUAUAUUUCUUAACGUCAUACAAAUCACUCAUGAUUUGGUGGGAGUGUAAAUGACCAUUAAAUUCCCAAUCUCUGAAGUAGGCCGUCAUCUUUACCUCCAACCAUAGAGGGCAGUGUUGCCAUAGAAUACCUGAGAAAGGCUUUCACAAGAAAGGACUUUAUUAUUGAAAAUGUUACUUAAAAAAAAAAAAAAAAAAACCUUUUGUUUGUUUUGGUUGACUAAUAAUUCUCGCUGCAUACUUAAUGUGGACAUUGUAUUCUUAUUUGUUUUACAAGAGUGUUUACAUUUUUACCACACAUGCCUUUAUUUUGAAGUCUGGAAAAGGAAGUGCAGCGGCACCCUGUGUGUUCAUUGGCGCACUUUUUACGUGAAACAUCAUUCUGAUUUAAUGUUACCAGAGAAAGGAUGAACUUUUGGGUACACACUGUACAAAUGUUUGUUUAAAAAGGUUUCUUUCUACAUCUUAGCUUCUGGCUGAAGGGCACAAGGUUAACACUGGGACAGGACAACUUGGUCUGCAGUUGCAGCGUCGCACAAAGUCUCCCUGAUCCCUGCUGUGCGCUCUCAUUCAGAAACAGAGGAGGACAAGUGAGGGGCGUCCCAACAGAGAGGGGACAGAAUGCCAAAAAGAAGCAAAG
This is a messenger RNA of Ctenopharyngodon idella (grass carp), 7132 nucleotides long. RefSeq lists its product as uncharacterized. NCBI's taxonomy places the organism in Eukaryota, Metazoa, Chordata, Actinopteri, Cypriniformes, Xenocyprididae. The record is from RefSeq and is a predicted model, not a curated record. The transcript is spliced from 3 exons. Bases 948 to 2084 code for a protein of 378 amino acids.